AUGUUCAGCACCUUGGUCGUCGCUCUGUCUGCUCUUUCUGUUGUAUCUGCUCGCGCAGUGUACCCCCGCGCCACACCUCCCGCCGGGUGGGCUACUGACUACCUUGAGCCUUAUGACAACUACCACUGCCGUUACCUGGCUAUUCAGUGCCAGUACCAGCACAACACCCAGUUCUUCACGGACUGCUGCCACCCUCUGUUGGCUACCCAAGACAUUAGCUCGCGCCCGGCUCAGUGCCAGUUGCCUGCCAAUGUAACCUGCGAAGAUGGCAGGCCCAGCUCUUCUGGCUCUUCUUCUGCUCCGGUUCCCUCUCCGACUUCCUCGGACGACGAUGGUUGUGGUGAUGAUGAGCCCACUUCUACCCCGAACUUCGGCGGCGUUCCUACUGCCUCGUCCUCUUCUGCUCCCGCUCCUACGACGAGCUCUGUGUGGACCCCCCCUCCUUCGUCCUCGUCGAGCCCUGCGUGGACUCCUGCUCCUUCGUCUACCUCGUCGAGCCCUGCAUGGACCCCCGCUCCUUCGUCCACUUCGUCUGCUCAGCCCUCCCCUACCUCUGGUGGCGGUGACAGCGGUACCAACUCGGGUGGAUUUGCCACGUACUUCUACCAGAACGGUGACGCAGGUGCCUGCGGUACUGUCCACUCCGACUCUGACUUCAUUGCUGCCAUCGACCAGGACAGGUACGGUAACUCCGGCGCCACCUCUUCGCUUUGCGGCCAGCAGGUUCAGAUCACCAACACCGACAAUGGCAAUCAAGUCACCGUGACCAUUGCUGACGAUUGCCCGACAUGCACUAACGGCAACUCCAUUGAUUUGUCUGUGGGCGCCUUCCAGGCACUCGAUGCUCUGAGCGUCGGAGAGGUUCCCAUCACCUGGACGUUCCUCAACUAA
This is a messenger RNA of Coniophora puteana RWD-64-598 SS2, 891 nucleotides long. Its product is annotated as plant expansin. Bases 1 to 891 code for a protein of 296 amino acids. The transcript has 7 exons. Lineage: Eukaryota; Fungi; Basidiomycota; Agaricomycetes; Boletales; Coniophoraceae. The record is from RefSeq and is a predicted model, not a curated record.